AAAUCCUAUAAAAUAUAACAUAUUGCACAUGGGGUUAUGUCAAAAAAAUAAUGCAACUUGGAGAAUUAAAAAAAUAAAAAAGCCCCUGGAAUCCAGUAAAAGUAGGGAAACUAGGUAAAGCUAAAGUGCUUCUUGAGCUGCAAGUGUAAUUUAUAUUUCAUGUUUGUCUUCUCUAAAGUGAAAAACCGAACCAGUUAUUCCACAAACAAACAUGCACUACACACAAAACCUAGAUUAAACUACAGAGUUAACAUAUGACUCUUGGAUUGUUUGCACUGUAUAAUACAGGAACCCUAGUUAGGGUUUAUAGCAAUCCAUAAGAUAAGACAAUUAAUGUUUACCAGCUUCGGAGUUUUCUUCUUGUUUUAGUGUGUUUUUUCUAAAGUAGUGAAACACAAUAGUCCUUGGACUAAGUAGAGGUGGCAGUGAGAACUGAGAGUAAAAAGGUCAAAAUUUAGGAAUAUGUAUGAACACACAAGACAAGAGAAGAACUCUGGCUAAAGACAACACUUUCAUACUUGGAAGUAUUUAAGAAGUCUUUUUUUUUAAAGAUAAAAAAUAAAUUAAAAUUCUCUGUGGUGUUUGUCCUUUUCCUUAACUGUGCCAUCCCUCAUCUGCUCCUCUUUAAAAUGAUACCUUCUCCUUCAUAUGUUUACAUAUCUCAAGAAGAUAUAUGAACAGAGAGAGAGAGAGAGAUGGAGAAAUCUGUUGGCAGUUCAUGUGAUCAUGCAGAAGAAGACUAUAUUGACAUGGAAGUUGCCUCACAUUCCUCCAUUUCCAACCAUUCCAAAUGCUCUCCACCCCAUCCGAGAGAAUUUGAGUUCCAAAUGUUCUCAAGCUCCUCACAAAGGGACACCAUCACUUCCCCAGCAGAUGAACUCUUCUGCAAAGGGAAACUUCUCCCUCUUCACCACCUCCCACCUCGUGUAGAAAUGGUAGAGAAGCUCCUCCAGAAUCCUACCACUUGCACUAACAAACCCAAAAAUUAUGACGAGGUUGAUGUGUUUGAAGAGUCUGCCUGUUUAUUCACAACCAUGACUCAUACUCCUACCAGCAAUACCCCAUUCCAGUCCUGUAAUAUUUCUCCCUCGGAGUCCUUCCGAGUUAGUGGGGAACUAAACCCUGAUGAUUACUUUGUUGAGCAAGCAACAGAAGAAGUCGGUAUCUUUUCUUCAGAUGAAAAUUCAAAAAGAUUCCAGACGAGAAAGCUUAAGCUGAUCAAGCAGUCCGCAUUGAGCUCAAAACUGAAAGCUUCCCGAGCUUUCCUAAGAUCUUUAUUUGCUAAAUCCAGCUGCUCAUCAAGUGAAGCUUCUGCAGUUACUUCAAGAAUCAUUAAAAAAGGAUGUGUUCCUCCUGCCAGUGAGGAUUCCAAAGUAUCCAAGAAGGAUCCAUUCGGUCAAACUCAAAGAUAUGGAUAUCAAAGUUCAUCUUCUCUUGCAAAGAGCUUCAACAAAGAAAAUGAAGGGUCAUUUUCAGGUUCUUUCAGAACGGUAUCAACGACAAAAUCUUCACAUUCAGAGAUUGAGAAUUCAAUCCAGGCAGCCAUUGCUCACUGUAAAAGAUCUCAGCAGCAGUUUCAAACAAGAAAGAACACAACUGACCUUGGAUUUUGCUCACUGUCAGCUUCUAGAGUUAUAUAUGAAGAACAAGAAAGACCGGAGCUCUGCAGGGACAUGUGAAAGUUAAAGGAUCUUCAAAGAAGCACAAAUCUUUAAGGUAACCCCAUCACUCUGAAUAAGCUUAGUUCAC
Ipomoea nil (Japanese morning glory) is the source of this 1749-nucleotide messenger RNA. RefSeq names its product probable membrane-associated kinase regulator 4. Gene Ontology annotation, molecular function: kinase inhibitor activity. The record is from RefSeq and is a predicted model, not a curated record. Gene Ontology annotation, cellular component: plasma membrane. NCBI's taxonomy places the organism in Eukaryota, Viridiplantae, Streptophyta, Magnoliopsida, Solanales, Convolvulaceae. Bases 696 to 1679 code for a protein of 327 amino acids. The transcript is spliced from 2 exons.